GUCAGUGAUAACGGGGGCAUGUAUCUUGCAAGCGCCGUGCCUAGUUAUUUGAAAGGGUGAAUUGCUGGCAGAAACAUCAAACUUUACGUUUUAGUUUAAAGCCUUCAUGUGCAGCUGAUCAGUGAAGAAUCUUUUCGGUGGGAGUUGGUUUCCGCAGCUGCUUUCGACUUGACAGCUGCAGCAAGGGCAAGGCAACUUUGGGAUGCAGAGGGUCAUUUUAGAAUAUAGCUAUUCGGUUGGUGUACGGCGUUCUUUUUCUCAGGUUCUGCUGGACAUCUUUGUCCUCAGCCCUUCGUGUGAACCUCAGCAAGGAGCAUUGACAAUGUGCAUUUGAACGAUUACAGAGAUGCCGCUGGCCGCUGCGCGUCAUGCCGACAUGCUCCCAACAUAUGCUACUCUCGAUCAGCAGUCCCCAUUUCGGGGUCGCAAGGCUGUGCGCCGGCCGCUCUUUGGUUCCAAGCGGAGCGCCUCCCCGUCAUGGCUGCAGCGCGGCGGCCUCCUUCUUCUAGCCCUCGUCCUCUUUCUAUCCCUCCUAGGUCUCAUCAGCGUAUUCACCUCCCAAUCUUCCCAACAUGUUUCCCCAUCGUUCUCUGCCAAACGGGCACCAAUCAGUCUCCGCAGAAGCCUUCUCCAUGAGGCAGUCUAUGCCACCAAUUUCACAUUGACACUAUUCACGGCUCCCCGUGAGUUUUCUGGUGUUAUGGGAGAAAAGCAGCGGUCUGCAUUGGUGUCAUGGCUGGGGUUAAGACCGCAGCCCCUGGUGGUGCUACUGGGGGCGGACCCGGAGCUGGGGGAAGUGGCGGAGGAGUAUGCGCCGGCGGUCGUGUGGGACAACCGGACGGACACCAACUUUCUGGGUCUGCCGCUCUUCCAUAGCAUGCUGCUGCGCGCCCGUGCCGCCACCACCGACAUCGCGGCUGUCAUCGAGCCUGACACCAUCCUCCUCCCCGACUUCUCGGCCGCACUGGCGAAAGCCCGCGCGGUGUCAGGGCAGGACUGGCUCAUGUCAGCCCGGCGGCGAGAGGUCCACAACUUCCCGUUUCGGGUGGAGGAACUUUUCCAAGAAGACGGCUCGGAGCUUGAUUCUGAAUCCGACGGAGACAGGAGGGCGCAAGAAGAUAUAAGGAGGAGAUUCCAGUGGGUGGAUCCGGAAAAGUUUGACGUGGAAGUGGAGCAUCUUUGGGCGCUGGAGUUGAUGGACGGAAGUGAGGGGGAGGAAGAUAGGUACAAGAUGGGGGCGCAGGGCAUGCGAGAGUUCGUUCACGAGCGGGGGUCGCUGCACAGGUGCCAUGAGGUGGCCGUGUGGGCCUGGGACACUGGAGAGACGCCUUUGCACAGCGGCAUCAUGCCUCCCUUUCUGUACACGCGGGGCGCUUACGACGAGUGGCUCCUGCACGAGGCUGUAUCCGACGGCCAGCGUCAAGUCAUCGACGCCAGCCACGCGAUCUCAGCCGUCCGUGUGCUCGGAAGCGUGGCCAACCUGCAGCCGUACCUGGGGCAGACACGUGUCCACUCUCAGAACGGCGAGUACCGAGACACGCGGACGCCCGUCCAAAAGGCCGGGGGCCAUUUCGGGGCGCAUAGCCAGGGGCGCGCGGAGCAUAAGCUAUGGAAGGCGGGGCCGAAGGGGGUCGGAUGGGAGGUCGCGCUGAACCGCCACCUGGCGCAAUCUUACGGGACGUUUGGGAGCGGGGCUGCGCACCGGGAGGCGCCUUGGCGGCUGGGGCCGUGCAAAGGGGGGGGCGGGGAGCUGUGCUUUUUCCAGCGGGAGGAGGGUAUUCACAGCUGGGCGGUUCCGUUCGAAGUGGAGGAGUGUGAACACGACAUGGUGCAGCCGGAGAGGCUUUUCACACCCCGUGCGCACGCCCCGGUCGGGCUGCCCAUGGCUUUAGCGGAGCUCCUGCCCCUGGUGACGUCACCCGGGGGGACGGUGACGUUGGUCGUGGUGGCGAACAACUACCGGGAGAUGCUCCUGAGCUUCGUGUGCCGCUUACAGGCGCUCGGCAUCCGGAACGUGAUCGUGGGCGCGGUCGACAGCGAGAUCUACCGCUACGCGUCCGAGCAAGGUCUUCCCGUCUUCAAGGAUCUGUUCGACGGGAGCAUAUCCCCCGACGACUGCCAUUUCGGAACGCAGUGCUUCCGUGACGUCACGAAGCUCAAGAGCCGGACGGUGAUCAAGGUGCUGAAGCUGGGGUACAACGUGCUGAUGUCAGACGUUGACGUCAUCUGGUUCCGUGACCCGACGCCGAUCAUGCUCGGCUACGGGCCGAACACGCUCACGGGGCAGUCGGACCAGCACAACGACUCUGGGCCUGCCAACGACGAGCGCCGCUUCAAUUCGGGUUUCUACCUCGCGCGCGCCGAGGCCACGACCAUCGAGGCGCUGACUGCAAUUGCCGACCACGCCGCCACCACACAGCUGUCGGAGCAGCCGAGCUUCCACCACGUGUUGUGCCAAGCGGAAGGUAGCCGGAAAGUUGGUGACGACGCGUGCGAGUUCUAUAAUGGCCUCCGUGUGGUCUUCUUAAAUAGAACAUCGUUUCCAAAUGGUGCCACUAGUUAUAUAUGGGAGAAACAGGACACGAGAGAGUUCUGCGAGAAGAGGGGAUGCAUCAUUCUACACAACAACUGGGUCAAAGGCCGGCCUUACAAGUUUUGGAGGGAGAAAUACAAGGGGUUCUGGAGGUAUAAUGCUCACCACAGGACGUGUCAGUACGACUGGAUGAAUUCAACAAAUCUUGGUAUGUAUUGAUAUCUAUUAGCAAGCUAUAGAGCACCGGCCUUUGCAUGAAGCACAAAUUUGUGACGCUGGCGAUAUCGGCCAGUUCACUGGAUCGACC
Messenger RNA from Klebsormidium nitens, 2840 nucleotides. Lineage: Eukaryota; Viridiplantae; Streptophyta; Klebsormidiophyceae; Klebsormidiales; Klebsormidiaceae. The record is from the annotation of a GenBank genome assembly.